Molecule: messenger RNA, 1968 nt
Organism: Malania oleifera
Lineage: Eukaryota; Viridiplantae; Streptophyta; Magnoliopsida; Santalales; Ximeniaceae
Product: receptor-like protein 33
Exons: 1
Coding region: 1-1968 (655 amino acids)
Molecular function (GO): protein binding
Source: RefSeq, a predicted model, not a curated record
AUGUCCCUUGGUUCUAGCAUCAACCAACUCCAAGUACUUGACUUCUCUCGUAACUCUCUCCAUGGCACAAUACCAUCUUGGUUGUUUGCUCUGUUAUCCUUGCAACAGUUAGAUCUGAGUGACAAUCAACUUGCUGGUCCUCUUCCUUCUCAACCAAGUAUAUACUUUUCACAUCUCACACACCUCAACUUGUUUGGCAACUCUCUUAGUGGCACAAUACCAUCUUGGGUGCUUGCUCAGUCAUCCUUGCAAGAGUUAGAUCUGAGUCAUAAUCAACUAACUAGUCCCAUUCCUGAGUUUCAAUCUUUUUCAUUGGAGAAUAUAGAUUUAUCAUACAACAAGCUCUAUGGUCCCAUCCCAAAGUCAAUCCUCAAGCUCCUUAACCUCAAGAAUCUUGAUUUUUCAAACAACAAUUUGUCAUUGACUCAAAUAGAUGACAUCGGCCUUUCCUUCCCUAAUUUGACUAAACUAUAUUUGUCCUCUUGCAACAUAAGUGAAUUUCCAAAUCUAAAGGGCUCAAAGAACCUAGAAUUGUUGGAUCUAUCUGCCAACAAAAUCGUUGGAGAGAUCCCUAAAUGGACAUUCAAUAUGUGGAAUAAUUCCUUGACAUUUUUAAAUCUUUCUCAUAACUUUUUGACACAUGUGGAUGAAAAUCUUCCUUGGAAGAAUCUACAGUAUCUUAAUAUUCAGAACAACAUGAUUCAAGGAUCACUCCCAAUUCCACCAUCCUCCAUGAAUAUUUUUUUAAUCUCAAAUAAUCAUCUAACAGGAGAGAUUCCUUCUUUGAUUUGUAAUGCGAGUUUCCUUCAAGUCCUCAAUUUAUCCAACAACAGCUUAGGUGGCAUGAUUCCACCAUGUUUGGGAAACUUUAGUGAUAACCUUUCAGUUUUAGAUCUUCGUAUGAAUCAAUUUAAUGGUACCAUUCCCGACACUUUUGCAAACGGCAGCACCUUGGAAACUCUUGGCCUGAAUAGCAAUCAACUAGAAGGAAAAGUGCCGCGAUCUUUGGUCAAUUGUAUGGAGUUGGAAGUUCUAGACCUUGGAAACAACAGAAUAGUUGACACGUUCCCCUAUUGGUUGGGAAGCCUCCCAAAGUUGCAUGUCCUCAUCUUGCGGUCCAACAAAUUUCAUGGCCCCAUAGGGUCCAUAGGGAGCAGUUCAAAGACUCAAUUUUCCUUAUCCGAGUUUCGUGUCGUUGACUUGUCUUCAAAUAAUUUUACUGGUCAUUUGCCAUUAAAGCAUUUUGAAAGUUGGAAAGGCAUGAUGAAUGUGGAUGAAUCUAAAUACAUAUUGCAAUAUAUAAGUACAAUUUCUUAUUAUCAAGAUUCCAUGACGGUAACGAUGAAAGGAUCCGAUGUUCACAUGGAGAAAAUUUUGACAAUCUUCACAAUGAUUGAUAUGUCAAAUAAUAGUUUCAAUGGGAAGAUUCCAAAGUCAAUUGGAAAGCUUAAAUCACUUCGAGGACUCAACUUUUCACACAAUAGCCUUACGGGUGAUAUUCCAACGUCAUUGGGAAAUUUGACAACACUUGAAUGGUUGGAUUUAUCUUCAAACAACCUUAGUGGUGAGAUUCCUAAGCAAUUGGCAAGUUUGUCAACUUUAGGAGUCUUAAACCUCUCCCAAAACCAACUGUUUGGGCCCAUACCUCGAAGCACCCAAUUUGAUACAUUUUCAAACUCUUCAUAUUCUGGAAACUUGGGAUUGUGGGGGUUUCCACUAUCGAAAACUUGCAGAAAUGAUAAUGCGACAACACCAACAUCUUUUAUGUUCCAACAAGAUGAUGACUCACACUCUAUAAGUGAAUCCUUUUGGGAAGCGGCAUUGAUUGGAUAUGGUUUUGGAAUUGUGUUUGGAUUGGUUGCUAGGUUUUUUAUGUUUUUAAUUGGAAAACAUAAUUGGUUCGUUCACAUGAUUGAGGGGGUUGAAAAGAAGAAGGUGAAAAGAUUGAGGAGAAGUGGUUGCAAGUAA